GUCAGGUGGCUCGUUAUGGCUAUGAGUAGGAGAAAGAGCGCUUUCUACAAGCUGGUCAGGUGGCUCGUUUCGUUUUGGUUGUUUGUGAUGGCCUACGAAGUCAUUGGUGGGAUGGGGUCCAUUUCGCUCGUCGCCUUAGGGUUCAUGUUCACCACUAAUGCUGUCGAUUCCACCAUGAGCAGAGUCACUACAUUUAGAAGCAACAGUUUCCGCAGGCUGCCCGUCAGUGCGUUUUUCACCAGGGCCAUUUUGACACGAUUGAAGACUUUUGUUGCUAUAGGUCUCAUUGUUGCCAUGAUUCUUGGCUCAUUGUCUGGCAUCAUCUUCUUCUCCUACAAGAUUGGGUUGGAGGGGAAGGAUGCUGUCUUUGCUCUCAAGUCCCACGUCGAACAAAGUAAUUACGCUGAGAAGAUUGGUGUCAAGAAAUGGAUGGAUGAGAAUGAUGUGCCCGGAAUGGUGGAUAUGUAUUCCACCAAGCUUUACGAGACUGUAUCUGAUCAGAUUGAUUCUUUGGCUAUGCAGUAUAACAUGACUGAAUUUGUUGUUGGGAUCAAACAGUUUGUGAUCACGCCCUCUGGGAACACUUCCUCCAAGUCCACUGCUUUGAUGACUCCUUCCCCUUAUGCUGAGAGGUUCUUGAGCCUCAAAAACAGAGUGAGGGAGCGCCACUGGAGCCAGAUAUACGCUGAAGUGGACGCCCUUUUUAGGGAAGUUGUGAUCACGCGGGAGGAUUUGGUGGAGAAGGCCAAGGGGUUUGCUUCUCAGGGGAUGAAUGUGAUGCAGAGUGUGUUGGUGAGUAGUAGAUCGGUCCUAGGUGGAAGCGCUAAGCUCGUGUUCUUGGUUGGGAGCUCCAUUCUCUCUGGUGCUGCAGGGCUGCUCAAUUUUGUUUCACAAUCGAUGGUCUUCUUUUGGGUGUUGUACUAUCUCAUCACAUCAGAGUCUGGUGGAGUUACAGAACAAGUGAUGUAUAUGUUUCCCAUUACGCCUUCUGCAAGAGACCGGUGUGUUGAAGUGCUGAAUAAGGCCAUCUCGGGGGUUCUGUUAGCAACCGUUGAGAUUGCCUUCUAUCAGGGUUGCAUGACUUGGCUUCUCUUCAGAUUAUUCUCAAUACACUUUCUCUACAUGUCAACUGUGAUGGCGUUUGUGAGCUGCUUGUUACCUCUGUUUCCCCCUUGGAUUUCAACAAUCCCAGCGACGCUGCAGUUAGUGCUUGAGGGCAGAUAUUUAUUGGCAAUCACUUUGUCCAUCAUUCAUCUUGCGCUUAUGGAUUAUGGAACUACAGAGAUACAGGAGGAUAUUCCUGGUUAUAGUGCGUAUCUUACGGGUCUCAGCAUCAUCGGUGGGAUGACAUUGUUCUCCUCUGCCUUAGAGGGAGCAAUAAUGGGGCCACUGAUCACAACAGUUGUAAUUGCUCUGAAAAAUUUGUAUGUUGAGUUUGUAUUGGAAGGACAGAAGGAGGAAAGUAAAUAGGAAAUGAUGUUUGGAAUGUUUAUCAACUCUGUAAUGGGGUUGAUGUUUGGCUUGUGCGCACAACUCUGCAGAUACCACACCACCAUGAAGAUGCCUCGCGCAACCACAUUUGACGUCAUUGUUCAUGUUAUAGCUGUGUGAGUAAUACAUACCAUGUGUCCAAAAUUGUGUUAUCAUAUCUUCUUUGUUGAUUGAUAUUUUUUCUUCAA
Messenger RNA from Salvia miltiorrhiza (redroot sage), 1679 nucleotides. RefSeq lists its product as uncharacterized. Lineage: Eukaryota; Viridiplantae; Streptophyta; Magnoliopsida; Lamiales; Lamiaceae. The transcript is spliced from 2 exons. The coding region runs from base 16 to 1470 and encodes 484 amino acids. The record is from RefSeq and is a predicted model, not a curated record.